AUUAAUCCUUCAUGGUUUAUUUUAAAACACAUUCGCCAGGAACCAACAACCCCCAGUUUUGGUUUCUGCAACUCCACGCCCCACACACACUACCACCACCACCAUGGACACGGAACACGACGUCGACCAACUCGCCGCAGAAGCUGAGGCGAUUGAAAGCAAUGAAGCUCAGGAAGUGGACCAAGAGAUCGAAGACAUGAAGCGUCGGGUGUUGGAAAUGGAAGAGGAGGCACAGAAGCUCAACCAAAUGCACAGCCACGUUCAGUCGCAAAUCCCAAAAGAACACCAGCCCCCUGCGGCACCGACCGCGGCACAACAAGCGUCUAUCGAUGAGAACUCCAUCUAUAUCGGCCAAGUCGACUACGAGUCCACGCCUGAAGAACUGCAAGCCCUUUUCCAGAGCUGCGGGACCAUCAACCGCGUGACCAUCCUGUGCGACAAGUUCACGGGCCAGCCCAAGGGAUACGCGUACAUUGAAUUCGCCAACCACGACGCCGUCGAAAGCGCGCUUCUUCUCAACGACACGACGUUCCGCGGUCGACAGCUCAAAGUCACUGCCAAGCGCGUGAACGAACGCGGGUACAACUACGGCGGUCGUGGAGGCCGUGGGGGUCGCGGUGGUUUCCGCGGUGGCCGCGGUGGCGGCCGAGGUGGGUACGCUCCUCGGGGUCGUGGCGGUCGUGGCCGUGGUGGCCGCGGCGGUCGCGGCAUGGGUGGCCCUGCCUACCAUCCUUACGGCUACUAAACUACGUUGACGAAGUACGUACGUAUUCGUCGAUGCUAUCCGCGGCAGAAAAAAAAAAGUCUAAAAAAAACGAAAAAAAAAACGACCUCGAUGCGAUGACCUGAAAAAAAAAGAUGAAAAAAAAAAAACACGGUCAAUGCAAAAAGAAAAACACUUUCAAUUAGGAGCAUCGUUAGCUAGACUACUUUUUGGGCCGUUUGCCCGCCGCUGCCGCCCCGCCACCCGCGGACGCCACCACCUUGCGCUUGAGCCCCGAGCCGCCGCCCUUUUGCUAUACAGUACCCACAUGUGAUUAAUGUGAGAAAUGCAGAUUCCCCAUUGCACAUACAUAUUAUACACACACAAAACAAGAUAUAGAUGCUCCGGCCUUACGGAAAUCUUGGACGCGGCGCCGACGGGCGUAGGGGUGGUUAAUGGCGUGGGUGUCAUAGCUCCGG
Aphanomyces astaci is the source of this 1182-nucleotide messenger RNA. RefSeq lists its product as hypothetical. The record is from RefSeq and is a predicted model, not a curated record. The transcript has a single exon. The coding region runs from base 104 to 745 and encodes 213 amino acids. Gene Ontology annotation, molecular function: RNA binding. NCBI's taxonomy places the organism in Eukaryota, Oomycota, Saprolegniomycetes, Saprolegniales, Verrucalvaceae.